AUGAGGAGUUCGGUACAGUGCGAGAAAUGUCAGAGAAAUGAAGCAAAGUACGGAAAGCCGACAACGUGCAAGUUUUGUCAACUACCAGCUGCAUUUCAUGAGGAGAAGUGUGUUUAUUGCUCUCAUUCGGAACGCAAAUUUGGAGCACCAAUACCGUGUGCAAACUGUAAACUACGUGCAGCGUUUACGAAAGACCCCAAAAAGACCAAACCGACAUUGUGUCGCAUGUGUGUUAUACAAGCACGCGCCAACAAGCAGACAAAUUUAGCAGGUGUUGCUGUUUCGUCUUCUGAUACUCCUAUCGGUCAUAAGAGAAAAAAGGAAGAGAAGAAGAAGGCAGAAAAGACUGAAGUUCAAGUGGUCAAAGUGGCAAAACGUGAUCCUUUUGCGGAUUCUGGGGAAAAUGUAUUGUUGGUUCAACAGCUUCGUGACCAAAUUUCCAAACUGAAUUCAAUCGUGGCCCAGAAGGAUGCAGCUAUGUUGGAAAAAGACAAAAAGAUAGCAACCCUAAAAGCGGAUUUGAUGAGUGCAGAAAGGAAACAUCGAGAAAAAGUUGAGCAGCUUAUGAAAGAUCAUGAUGAAGCGAUACAGAAGUUGAUGGAACGACAUCGUCAAGCAUCAUUGGCAGCAAAAGCUGUAAGUCUGUUUUGUCGAAUCGAUUGA
Messenger RNA from Cooperia oncophora, 663 nucleotides. NCBI's taxonomy places the organism in Eukaryota, Metazoa, Nematoda, Chromadorea, Rhabditida, Trichostrongylidae. The record is from the annotation of a GenBank genome assembly.